CUUUUUCCGAAAAAUAUAAUACAGACCCUCACAACACGAAUGCAAACUCACCCCCUAUGAAUACACGGCAUUCUUCUGACGGAUGCGCAUGUCUCAUCUUCGUUAAAGUUGAACUCAGCAGACUGUCAUUUUUUUCAGAGUACGAGCAAGUAUGGCCUAGAGUGACCGCACCAACGGCACGAGCAUCAUCAGCAGAUACUGGAGACAACUCCUAGUGUCCUUUAUCCAUGCAGACACUGAAAAUCUGGGGUCCCAUAUUAUUAUUUUACUCCAAUCAUGCAACCUUAAAAAGGAAGAAAAAAAAAGUACUCCAAUCAGGCAGGUUGGUGCUCCAUAUCCUUCGCCAACCACGACCAAUAAUGUAAGCCACCAUCCCUCAUUUCAGACCCAGCCCGGCACGCGACGACACACAAGACAGAGCCCUCGCUCCUUCAAAUACUACCUGACAUCCCUAUCCAAUCGACCAAGAGCGAGAGUGAGUGACAGUAUCGUUAGUACCUAUCCAACGACCAAGAGCGAGACGAGAGUGAGUGACACCGCCUAUCGGUUGCAAAUGGCCGUCAAGGUCGUCGCCGGGAAGACCACUGCUGCUCAGCCCAAGAGCGUGGGCCGGCGGCUGUGGCGCCUGGCGCGCACCGUCGUCUACCUUCUGCGCCGCGGCGUGCUGUCGUCCGGGCGCAAGCUCGCCAUGGACCUCCACCGCAGCAGGGACGCCAGCAAGGCCCUCGGCGGCUUCGUCAACUUCCACCGCCGCGCGGCGGCUCGCACUCGCUCCUCCUCUGUCGCGGUGAAGCGCCGCGACGACGAAACCCCCGGCUGUUACAACAGCUACGACGCGGCCGACAUCGCCAGGGUGUUCGAGAUGCUCAACGACGGCGGGCACCUCUUCGACGACGAGGACGGGGGGCCCGCGGUGGCGACGCCCUCUCCCGCCGCGUGGGCGUCGCCGGCCUUCGGGCGCAGCAGCGCGGCUACGGGCCAGCCGCGCGUCACCGACUCGCCGUUCAUGGCGGGCGAGCACCAGCAGGUGGACAGGAAAGCCGACGAGUUCAUCAGGAGGUUCUACCGGCAACUGCGCGCCCAGAAGAGCGUCUCCGCCACGCCGGAAAACUACGGCCACGUCGUCCCAAGGCCGGUCGCCGCUUAAGUGUAGAAUUAUUAGUGAUGGACUGCUUGAGGCGGCCGCCGCGGGUCGCCCGGCAGGGGGAGCACAACGUUGCCAUGUCUUCAUCUUCAGAUAAUAUAAAUCAACCACAUGACCACAUCCUCUGUAAACGACUAAACGUAAAACAUUGUGCAAUUUGAAUUGUGGUGGUGUGGUACACUUGUAUUG
This is a messenger RNA of Aegilops tauschii subsp. strangulata, 1333 nucleotides long. RefSeq lists its product as uncharacterized. Lineage: Eukaryota; Viridiplantae; Streptophyta; Magnoliopsida; Poales; Poaceae. The record is from RefSeq and is a predicted model, not a curated record.